CCGCCAUUUGUCAUAUUUGUAUUAAAACUUUUACUGCCACUUUAGGCCCAUUUUUACAUAUUUACCAUUUUUGUAAAUAAAAUUUACCAAGAUGAUGGAAGGAAUGAAUCAGAUGGGACAAGAAGAGUACGUUUGGGCAAUGCGUUCAAGCUUGUACAGGGAGUCCGACUCGGAACUUUGGAAAGAACGACGUUCAGAGGGAUCACGUUCGGUGUUAAACGAAAUUGGAGUGAAAAAGUCCAAAAGUUCAGCCAAUACCGUCGAUUACCAAACAAAAGUUAUGGCAUCCUUGGUUCCAGACGAAGUUAUCUACAAUGUGGAAGACUACAAUCACAGACAAUACGACGCUUGUUUUCUGUUUGGUGAUGUUUCUGGAUUUACUGAAUUGUGCGAAAAAUACACUAAAACUGGAGUUUCGGGGCCUUCGAGAAUGACCCAAGUACUGAACAAGUACUUGGGUUCCAUGGUGCAAGAAGUACUGUCUCAUGAUGGUGACGUUCUAAAAUUUUCGGGAGACGCCUUUUUAGCCAUGUUCAAAAUAGACGAAGAUUCAAACAUGCGCGAUGCUGUCCAUCAAGCUUUGGAUUGUGCUCUCGUUAUCCAGAAAAAUUACGGGUCGUACCUGACAGAUGUCAACGUCGUGAUUCGAGUGAAACUAGCAAUAUCUGCCGGUCUUGUGACUUUCGCCCUCAUUGGAACCAAGUCUCUGGCUCACUACGUCGUGGUAGGAAAACCCAUAUGGGAUGUGAAAGCCGCGGAACACAUAAGCAGUGCUGGAGACAUAAUAGUGGCUCCAGCAGCUUGGUAUUAUGUAUCCGCUGCAGAGUACAUUUUCAACGAAAUGCCAGACAGCGUCCACAUCAAACUCGUCGGGAUAGGUCCAAACUGGCGCCGAGUUGAAAGAAACGUACGCCAGCAAAAACAACACGAAACUGACGAGGGUAGCGUAGACGCUCUAUCUCUUAAUCUUAGCGAAGAUGAAGAGCAAGAUUGGACAGCGGGAGCGGUUACAGAGGAUUUUUCUUUGAGACCCGCUGUAAAUUUUGCCGUCAGGAACAAGAUUAAAGAAAACUUGAGAAGAUUUAUCAUAGCACCAGUGAUGAAGAGCAUCGAUAUGCAAGAACCGUUCGAGUAUUUAACGGAAAUGAGACAAACCGUUAUUGUUUUCAUUAAUGUGGUUUCGCAUACGAUUGAAACAAAAGAAACGGUUAUUUUGGCUGAUCAAACGUACAAGAUUGUGUGCCGGGUUGUUGAAAAAAUGAAAGGUUGUGUCAAUAAGGUGUCCCUCUUUGAUAAGGACCUAAUGUUUGUGGUCAUUUUUGGCUUAAGAGGGUUAAAGUAUGAACUUGAAUGUCAAGUGGCACUGCGUUGUGCAAGGGAAUGUCAUCAGACCAUCAGUAAACUUCCGAGUGUUUUGUCAGCUUCCAUAGGAGUCACUACAGGCAAAACGUAUUGUGGGGUCUUCGGUCACAGUCUUCGCAGAGAAUAUACUGUAAUUAGCCUUAUAGUAAACAAAGCAGCUCGAUUAAUGGUUGCUUACAAAGGCAAGGUCACUUGUGACAGAGAGACCUUCCUACACAGCAAGCUAGAAUCAAGGCAUUUCAUAUUACAAGAACACAAGCCGCUAAAAGGAAUAUCUCAUCCCGGACCGGUUUACGAAUUUAGAGAAGCAGAAGAGGACCACGGGGAGCGUCACAAAAUUAACGCACGACCCCUCCUGGGACGGGAAGAAAAACUCGAAAUCUACAAGAACCUGAUACAAAAAUAUUUGUCGGCUAAAAACAUACGCGAACAACAGUAUAAAAUGUUGUUGAUCAAAGGCGAGGCGCGUCAAGGUAAAACUCGACUUUUGGAUGAAAUUGUUUACAUAACACCAGAAGAAAUACCAGUUAUUAGAUUUUCCUUAACAACGAAAGAUCAGAAGAUACCAUAUCAAGCUAUCAGAUUAAUUUUCUCCUCUACUUUAUCAUUGAACAAAGACUCGUCUAUUAAAGAAAAAGAACAGCAGCUUCUAAAAAGGUUGAGGCAAAUUCAGGUUCCAGAUUUACUUUGUACUUUGAAUGCCGUAUUUGGGGUGCGAUUUAAAAAUUCGUCGCUAUUUCUGUCGUUAGCGCAAUCAACAAGGACGGUUACUUUGAUGAAGAUGAUCAAACAAUUGGCUUAUGCGUGCUUUGUGAGGCAGUAUGUACUUGCUAUCGACAACUUCGACUAUAUAGAUAAAGAAUCAUGGCAAAUUUUCAAUGCUUUUUUUGAUAUUAAAAACAUUUUCAUUGUUGGAACACUGUGUUACAAGAAAAUUGAUUCUGAUUAUUGCGAAAAGGUACUGAGUGAAGAUCCUCGGGUCAAAACCAUUAUUCUAGACCCAAUCGAGAAGUGGUACCUGGGAGCCCUAGCUUGUCAAAUUUUGGACGUUUAUGCUAUAUCUCCAGAAUUAGAAAAUGUCAUUCAAAUUAGAAGUAAUGGAAACCCGGGAUGGAUUGAGAGUUUUUUGAUAAGUUUGUUUCAAGACGAAGGAGUGUAUAUUCUUAAAGCAUCUAUGAGGGAUAUUAAUGAUCUUGGACUGGUAGCUCCGCCGCUAUAUCUGAUGGCAAGACUAACUCAAGAAGAUGCGUUUCAGUGGCAACAUAUAAUGGAAGAAAAGAGACGACUUAUAACGACUGAAACAGAACAACACUGGCAGAAAUACAUAGACAGUUGCAGAGAUAGUUACAUGAAUAUUACAAUCAGAGAAUUGUUAGAAUCGAUAAUAACAGGUGGCAAAGUACCAAUUGGUGUGAUAUCGCCUAAUUUUCACGUGGGAGACGAAGAAGCAGAACUGUCCAUGGACGCCAUGAUUAUGAAAACUUUUGAUUCCUUGAAUUUCUUUGAACAAUUAGUCGUCAAAUGUAGCGCCAUUUUGGGAAUCCAGUUUCUCAGAGACAUGAUGGUGUAUGUUAUGAAUGGAACGGACAAAAAGAAAACGGCUUUAGCCGUCAAAAAAUUAUUCGAAAUACGCGUGUUAACGUGUGCGAAAGGAGACUUUCUUGAUGAAAAUGCAAGUUUUUUUAAAAUAAAAGAGGAGGAACCCUCAGACGAAAAUAUCAUAGAAUGCAGAUGCAAAGGCAUUAAAAUCCCUGAGUGCUGCCUAGAUCUUCCAAGAUAUGCCUCUUGCGGUUAUUUGCAAUUUAAAUCGACCCAAUUCCGUGACAUUACCUACAAUUUGCUUACCGAUAAGCAAAAGAAAGAGUUUCAUCAACGCGCUAUAAGAUAUUUGGAACGAGAAACUCGGAAGUGUAAAGCGUGCGGACAAGGAUUUUUCGAGAGGAUUUUGGAAAACAAAGAGGAUAGGGACUUUGUAAUUGCGAAGAGAAAAUUUAAAAAGAGGGAUGGAGAAAUGUUUGAAGAUAUGGAUACUUUAAGUCGUCGUACUUCUUCACACAGUAUAUCGACAGUAUUCUCAUCUAGUAGUUCUAAAUUCAAGAAAAGUGAAGAUGGAAAAUCUAUCGGCUCUUUGAUCAGUGGUCAACCUACAAUAGACAGAGGACACAAACCUUUUGAUUCUGCUUUCGGAUUUAGAGUUAUAAACAAGUUAAAAGAGAGUUUUUCGUUAACACGGGGAUUUUCUUCAGAAGAUUUCACUGAUUGCCAGUGCUUACUGAUUUUAAGUACCACUUAUUUACAACUAAUAGAACAUUGCACAGGUGCAGGUGACUUACCAAAAUUAACUGAUGCAAUGAUAGAGUAUUCGUACAUCAGUAUUACGUUGUGUAAUAUUCCCUUAGCUUUGCGAACUCUAGACGAGGCACUACAGACUGUGAAGAAAAGGGCUAAAUUAAAAACAGAGGGCGAUUUGUGGAAGUUGUCCUUAAUUCGUGGCAAAAUAUAUACUCUUCUGGGUUAUGCAAGAAUAGAGAUGGGUCAGCUUGACGAAGCUUUCUCUAAUCUUUGUAAAUCGCUAUUCGAAUACAACACAAGUUAUCCAACGUCGAGCACUACUAAAAACAUGAAAACGUGUUUGUACGUGUUUAAACAAUUGUUUGGAUUUUAUGUAUUUCCUAACACUUUGACGAAACAUCUGGAUUACUGGGAAGUUGUUUAUUCCAACAAUCUCGCUGAAUGUUUGACACAGCUCUCCAAUUUAUACAUAAUAAAAAAUGAGUGGAAAAAUGCAAAAUUAGCUGCAUCUUGGGCAUUAUGCAAAGCAGUGGCAGCUUUUAGCAACUUUCAGCUUAUCACUAUUACUUGUGCCAAUAUGCUCCAUGUCGCCCACCGUCUGAAGAUGUGGAGACUAUGCAUUGCAUUAGAAGUACACGCUUUGAGAAUGUGUCAUAUGAAAAAAGACACAGUCGACGCUGAAGACCUCAAGUGUGUAGCUAGAUUAUAUAGCACAAUUUUUUUUUCGAGAAUGCUGCGUUCAACUACGGAAAGAGCCAUACACAUGGGUUACACUGUCUUAAGACUGUGUACUGCGAUUCGUGCAGUGAACAUAAUUCUCCCUUUACUGCCCCUUUUCUUCCACGCUCUCUUAUUAGGAAAACAUUUCAGCAACGUGUUGUCUAUUUUGCAAGAACUGGAAUAUUUCGCCACGGAGGACUCGGACAGCUCUGGAAAAGUUUGGUAUCUUGCUUUGUGCGUCGUCGUCCACCUAGAAACAGGAUUUACAGUAAUACCUUAUCACUCGUGCAUGGAACAGUAUCAGGUAGAAGGGGAUCGUUGGGUGACGAUUAGGGACCCCGAUGCUAGAAAAAGGUUCUUCACUGUGAUGUGGCUUUGGUGUAUCAGGAACGAAAAAUGGGAAGAAGCGGCAGUGUGGUGUCUAAAAACCAACGAUUUUACGAUCAUUAAAGAAAACGACACUUUAGCUAACAAAUUCACAGCUCUGUAUUUGCUAGAAGGGAUGAUUUUAUUUUUGGUAUCGAAAUUGGACAAGCGGAACAUUAAAGCAGUCAUGGGAGCGGAAAAAGAAAUCGAGCAUUUAAUUUCAGCGCUGGACAAAGCUUCCAAAACUGCCCAAAUCAUUUUACCGAGGUUUCAUCACUUGAAAGCGUACUACAAAUUUGUGAAAAAUUUCGAUGUCAAACUGGACCCGUUAUUGAAAAAGGCACAAAAAUUCGCUGCAAAAUAUAAAAAUGACUUGGAAGCAUCUUGGCUUGAACACACAUCGAAAGCGUGGAAGAGACAAUUACCAAAUAUAGUAGUCGACUUUUGGAAAGAGCAUUCAGAAGCGGAUAACGUGCUUGAUUUCCAAGAGAUCGAAUCUGAGGAUAAAAUAGGAUUUUUCACUCUACCAGCACCUCUGUAUGUUUAGAACAUAAUUAAACAAGUAUUGAGAAA
Messenger RNA from Zophobas morio, 5313 nucleotides. Its product is annotated as adenylate cyclase type 10-like. Lineage: Eukaryota; Metazoa; Arthropoda; Insecta; Coleoptera; Tenebrionidae. Bases 92 to 5287 code for a protein of 1731 amino acids. The record is from RefSeq and is a predicted model, not a curated record. Gene Ontology annotation, molecular function: adenylate cyclase activity. Gene Ontology annotation, cellular component: cytoplasm. Gene Ontology annotation, biological process: cyclic nucleotide biosynthetic process; intracellular signal transduction. The transcript is spliced from 22 exons.